Messenger RNA from Protobothrops mucrosquamatus (brown spotted pit viper), 6068 nucleotides. RefSeq names its product WD repeat domain 11 (gene WDR11). Gene Ontology annotation, cellular component: cytoplasm. The record is from RefSeq and is a predicted model, not a curated record. Lineage: Eukaryota; Metazoa; Chordata; Lepidosauria; Squamata; Viperidae. The coding region runs from base 117 to 3425 and encodes 1102 amino acids. Gene Ontology annotation, molecular function: protein binding. The transcript is spliced from 26 exons.
AACAAGUCGGAUCAAUUAGGGACAAGGAUUAGUGGCGCCCCAACCGAGGAGAGUGUUUCCUGGGUUUCACUCGUCGGCCGUUUUAGUUCGCUCGUCCUUUUGUUUUCUCCUCGGCCAUGCAGCCUUACAUGGUAAACAUCAAACUUUCGGCUCGGACCCUCACUGGAGCACUUAAUCCUCAGAAUAGAGGGGCGGCAGACUGGGGCUGGCAAGGACUGAUUGCAUAUGGAUGCCAUUCCCUCAUUCUGGUGAUUGACUCCAAAACAGCUCAGACUUUACAGGUUUUGGAAAAGCACAAGGCUACUGUAGUCAAGGUUAAAUGGGCUAAGGAAAACUACCAUCACAAUAUUGGAUCACCUUAUGCUUUACGUUUGGCUACUGCUGAUGCCAGUGGAAAGAUAAUUGUUUGGGAUGUAGCUACAGGAACUGCUCGCUGUGAAAUCCAAGAGCAUACAAAACCAAUUCAAGACAUGCAGUGGUUAUGGAAUCAGGAUGCAUCUCGAGAUUUGCUCCUUGCCGUUCAUCCUCCCAAUUAUAUUGUGUUAUGGAAUGCUGAUACUGGCACCAAAUUGUGGAAGAAAAGUUAUGCAGAAAACAUUCUUUCUUUUUCAUUUGAUCCUUUUGAUCCUUCAAAUUUAACAUUGCUUACAAGUGAAGGAAUAGUGUUUAUUUCAGACUUCUCUCCUUCUAAAGCUCCUAUCAGUUCAGGAAAAAAAGUCUACAUUUCCAGCCCUCAUUCUAGCCCUGUUCAUAAUAAGUUGGUAUCUGCCACAGGAGCUAAAAAGGCUCUGGACAAAGUAAAAAUUCUCAUCACUAAUGAAAAACCAAGUGCUGAAUCAGUAACAUUGAAUGACUGCCUUCAGCUAUCCUACCUACCUUCCAAGCGAAAUUACAUGUUAUUACUGUACCCAAGAGAAAUCUUGGUUCUGGAUCUUGAAGUCAAUCAGACAGUAGGUGUAAUAGCAAUUGAAAGAACAGGAGUGCCUUUUCUACAGGUAAUUCCUUGUUGUCAGCGUGAUGGAUUGUUCUGCCUGCAUGAAAAUGGCUGUAUAACUCUGAGAGUUCGCAGAUCUACCAGUAAUUCAAGUGUUGUCUCAAAUGAAGAGUCAGCAGAUCCUGAGCCCAUUCAGGAACUUAUUUAUGACUUACGAAGUCAGUGUGAUGCCAUUAGGGUUACUAAGACUGUUCGCCCGUUUAGUAUGGUGAGCUGUCCAGUUAAUGAAAAUUCUGUAGCUCUUAUAGUCAGUGAUGGAAGAGUAAUGAUAUGGGAGCUGAAAUCCACCAUUUCAGGCCAAGGUAUACGUACCAGCCAUUCCAGCAUAUCACCCUUGUAUUCACCUAUCUCAUUCUGUGGAAUUCCUGUUGGAACCUUGCAGAAUAAGCUUCCAGAUCUGUCACUGGAUAAUAUGAUAAGUGCAUUAUCUACCGAAGAGCAAGCAAAAAGUUAUUGUUUGCAAGAAGUACAUUUGAAGUUCAUUUUAACAGGAUUACUUUCAGGACUUCCUUUGCCUCCAUUUGCUAUUCGCAUGUGUCCACCUCUUACCACCAAAAAUAUUAAGCAAUAUCAUCCCCUGCUUGCUGUUGGAACAAGCAAUGGUUCGGUCUUGGUGUAUAAUCUUACUAGUGGAUACCUAUACAAAGAAUUAAGCAUUCAUUCCUGUGAAGUCAAGGGUAUUGAAUGGACAGGCUUGAAUGGCUUCCUUUCAUUUGCUACAUCUACACCUAAUAAUUUGGGAUUAGUGAGAAACGAAUUGCAAAUGGUUGAUCUUCCCACAGGUAGGAGUCUUGCCUUUCGUGGGGAGCGAGGCAAUGAUGAACCAGCAAUUGAAAUGAUAAAGGUGUCUCACUUGAAGCAGUAUUUGGCAGUUGUAUUCAAAGAUAAACCUUUGGAAUUAUGGGAUAUCAGGACAUGUACUCUUCUCAGAGAAAUGUCUAAAAACUUCCCUACAAUUACUGCUUUGGAAUGGUCCCCUUCUCAUAAUCUGAAGAGUUUAAGAAAGAAGCAGCUUGCAGCUCGUGAGGCAAUGGCGAGGCAAACAGUGGUAUCAGAUACAGAGCAGAGCAGUCUGGAGUCUUCAAUGAUCAGCUUGUUGCAGGAAGCAGAGAGUAAAUCUGAAUUAAGUCAGAACAUUUCUGCUCGGGAGCACUUUGUUUUUACAGAUACUGAUGGACAAGUUUAUCACUUGACAGUGGAAGGGAAUUCUGUCAAAGACAGUGCGAGAAUUCCUCCUGAUGGAAGUAUGGGCAGUAUUACAUGCAUUGCAUGGAAAGGUGAUACCUUAGUUCUGGGAGAUGUUGAUGGCAAUUUGAACUUCUGGGAUUUAAAAGCUAGGGUUUCCAGGGGUAUCCCCACCCACCGAGGCUGGGUGAGGAAGAUACGCUUUGCUCCUGGGAAAGGAAACCAAAAGCUGAUAGCAAUAUACAAUGAUGGGGCUGAAGUUUGGGAUACAAAGGAGAUCCAGAUGGUAAGCAGCUUAAGAAGUGGAAGAAAUGUCAAUUUCCGUGUAGUUGAUGUUGACUGGUGUACAUCAGAUAAAGUGAUCUUAGCUUCAGAUGAUGGUUGUAUCAGAGUGCUGGAAAUGACAAUGAAGCCUGCAUGCUUUAGAAUGGAUGAACAAGAAUUGUCAGAACCCGUAUGGUGUCCAUAUCUUCUUCCUCCAAGAGCAUCCUUAGCUUUAAAAGCUUUCUUACUUCACCAGCCUUGGGAUAAUAAGUAUUCUUUGGAUAUAUCAUACAUAAAUUAUCCAGAGAAUGAAAAUAUUAAAAAUAUGUUGCAAGAGCAGUUAUAUUCAUUGUCCAAUGAUGUCAAGAAACUUUUGCUUGAUCCAGAGUUCACUCUUUUGCAGCGAUGCUUAUUGGUUUCAAGGCUGUAUGGAGAUGAAUCUGAACUACACUUUUGGACUGUUGCCGCCCAUUAUUUGCAUACUUAUUCCUGUAACAAAUCAUUAAUCAUAAAGGCAGAAGAUGUACUUGUUUCUCAAGAAAACUGGAUCAGUCCGCUAGAUAUAUGUUACGAUAUUCUCUGUGAAAAUUCCUAUUUCCAGGUUCGCCUUAAUGCAGAAGAAUGUGCUGAUGUUUUGAAGCGUUGGGUGGAUCACCUUUGUUCCCCACAAAUCAAUCAAAAAUCCAAGGCAAUCCUUGUUCUGCUUUCUCUGGGUUGUUUCAUGAGAGUGGCUGAGAUGUUACAUAGCAUGAGGCAUUUUGAUCGAGCUGCACUGUUUCUUGAGGCCUGUCUUAAGUAUGGCACUAUUGAAGUUAAUGAAGAUGCAAAGAAAUUAAUCCAUGCAAUAUUUGCCGAUUAUGCCAGAAGUCUGAAGUCUCUAGGAUUUAAGCAGGCUGCUAUUUUGUUUGCCACAAAAGCAGGAGUACCGGGCAAAAAUCUGUUGAGUGAACUUGAACAACAGACGGAAGGGGUCAAAGAAUGAGAACUUUGUAGAAGACAGCUAGAAGUUGUGAUGUCUCGUGGGAUAAGUCAUUGGUGCAAUAAUACUUCAGCAACAAAGAAGGUGUUUUUUUAAAAAAAAAAACACCUAUCUUGUCACAAUAGAAAUAUAACUAAAGAAUAUCUUGUAUUUUGUUUUAACGUUGGUAGAGACACAUUUUGGUAUUAAGCAAUGCUAUAUUUGUCUUUGACUAACAACUGUGUUUGUAAAAGCUUUCAGCAACUGGAUAUUUAUCUUCAAGCAUGGUUUAAAAUUUGUGAACUAGGCUCAGUCCAACAUUUUUCUGCUCCUCGUGAUUUAAGAUUGCCUCCAGGUGUCCCCUGAAGUUGUACAAAUGAUACUGAAAAAAACCUUCAUGGCACAAGUUCCAUAUUUGUAUUCCAUCAUUCUUUGAAACCAUGGCAUCUUGUUUAUCUUUAUUGGUUUACCAAAGUGAGUAAAUACACUGCUGAUCCAAACUACUUAUGGCAGUCAACAUACAGCUAUACUGAUGUUUCAUUGUGAAAUGUGCAUAUGCAAAAAAUUUCUCUUGCCCCAAAGUUAAACAAGUUGCAUAAAACUCAGAAGGUUUCUCAAACGAUCCUGGAGACUAAUCACAGGUUUAAAAUAUACAUAAAGUUGUUCAAAGUUGUACACAAUACUGUAAGGCCAUUUUGUAAUCCCCAGACCUAACUGACCCUGCUGUUUUAUUCCCAACUGAGAUAAACCUUAGACAAACACUUGUACAUUUUGUCCAUACACUUCAACUUGUGUUUAAUAGUAAAAGAAAUAUUGUAAACUAGGGAAUUAGGGAAACGUCAUGUAUGAAAUUUCAAGGAAUCGGUUGUGCUUUUCAAUAAUGUAAAAAAUACCUAUCUAGUUCCUCAACCUGUUUCUCUCAAUGGACGGCCCAAAUCCUGAGGAACGUAGUACUCUCCAGUCCUGUUAUUUAGAAGCAUGCUGCUUCUGCUUCUGGAGUUAACUUGUCAGCAUCACAGAAAGUGAUUUCUGAUCAUUUAAUUUUCCAUGAACUUGUUUUAUCUCCUUUAAAACUAUCUAAAUAGUGCUAUAAUAAAAUAAAACCAGAUUCAGAUGGUUUUGACUUAGUUCCAUUUAGUUUUACUCUAAUAGCUGCUUAAUAAACCUUUCUUUUUUAGCUUUUUAAUACCAGACCUUUGUAUUAGUUCUUUCAUUUCAUUGUUUGUGUUUAAUUAGACACUUCAGAAUAAAUUCUAACUAUAAACUGUCCCUUUUUGGUUGUCAAAACCAUCUACUGUGUUGGAUUAUUAUCUUAUAAAAUAAAUUGAUAUGGUAUAAAUCUAGGUAUCAGAAUAUGCUCGGUCUUUAGAGCAGAGAGAGAUUACUAUACAGUAGCUGUAUUCAUCCUAAUAAGCCAUUCCAUAAGGGCAUCAUUUGAAUCUGUGUUGGUAAGAAUGAACCAAUAUAAAACGGCUUUAAUACAUUCUGCUUCCAAGCCCUAUGAAAUACACUUACUUAUAUGAUCCUGUAUUAAUAGAGAGUACAUUAAAACACGGCAGGCAUAUUUGAUCUUUAAACUUGUCUACAAUAUUUAGCAGAAUGUGCUUGUUGUUAGGCUAUUGUUGCAUUUCAUAUUUUUCAAAUUUCAAAUUUGCACUAGAAUAGAAGCUCUGCACCUUCACACCUGACAACAGGAAGCUUGUUUAACUAGAAAAAUCAGUCAAUUAGUAGUGCUGUAUUGAAGCAGUAUUGUCAAACCAAGUUUUUACUUGGAUCACAACAAUCUCAGUUACGCUGCUUAAUGGUACAUUUGGAGCAGUGAAGAAGGAGUGAAAAGGAAAGGAAAAAGCGCAGUAAUCCUUAUAAGUUUUCAAAGAGAAAUACUUUUACACCUGGAUCUGUAAAUACUUUCUGUAAACUAGGUAAUCAGUUCUGGGUGUGAUAUAAAUGCAUACGACUGAGAAUUCAUUUUAACAUUUGAAAUCUCAUCACUCUCUGUAUAUCAUACAAAGCAUUUCACAGAUUAGUAGUGUAUGUUUUUAUACUUGUCAUUUAACUCUGAUUUAAAGAACAUUGGCUUUUAAGGUUGAGAACACUUUAAUCCUGAUCUGUACACUAUUUGAAUCACAGGGGACUUUUUACUGUUUCAUGUUUCUUCAUUAACAAGAUAGAUUGGGUUAGUUAGUGAUAGUGUGUAGUGAGCAUGAUUGAAUUAAAAUAGCUAUUAAUCACAUGAAACUAAAGGUAACUGAAUUUAUAUAAAGCAUGGCUAAAAAUAACUAUUCAGAGGUUAUUUGUGGUACCUGGGUCCAUUUAUACAAUAUUUCCAAUGCAGUGAUUUAGGAAAAUUCAGCAUAAAAGCAUUCUUUUCAAUUUUACAAUUUUCAUUAUUUUCCUAGCAACAUCACAAAUAUUUAGUAAUCAGAGUGGGCAUUAUUUAAACAGUUGAUCCAUAUAAUGUGAAAUGUCUUUGUGCAUAUAAUUCUGCCAUUACAGCAUUUUAAUCAGAUAAUUAAAAUUUUAAAUUGUUGCACAUUUGUAUGUUGCCAAUCAUUGCUGCGAGAUGGGGAGCCAUAUAAAUUGUUCAGAUAAAUAAAUGCACUGCAUACAGACAUAAUCUUGUAACUACUGCCUACUAGAAACAGGAGUCAAUGCAACAGGGCAGGG